Corythoichthys intestinalis (scribbled pipefish) is the source of this 2740-nucleotide messenger RNA. It is a transcript of the gene ncaldb, whose product is annotated as neurocalcin delta b. The record is from RefSeq and is a predicted model, not a curated record. Gene Ontology annotation, biological process: calcium-mediated signaling. The transcript is spliced from 4 exons. Bases 270 to 848 code for a protein of 192 amino acids. NCBI's taxonomy places the organism in Eukaryota, Metazoa, Chordata, Actinopteri, Syngnathiformes, Syngnathidae. Gene Ontology annotation, molecular function: actin binding; calcium ion binding; tubulin binding.
CGUCACAGCUCGAGGCUUGCCCCGCUUGCGGUGUGUACGUUCGGUCACAAGCGACUAACGAUAGCCGGAGUUCGGACCGAGACCCAGCCGGGAAACAGCAGCUUCCCGUGUGGCUUCUCGCGCCCCGUCGCCCCGGAAACUUUUCCUCCCCCUGUUAUGGGCCAUUAAAGAGACUUAUUUUGGAGGCAAGCUUCCACCCAGCGACUUGAAAACGAGCCGUCUGAACCCGCCGCCGCCCUCACUACACGUCAUCACUUUGGCCAUCAGCCAUGGGGAAACAGAACAGCAAGCUCCGUCCCGACGUCAUGCAGGACCUGAUGGACAACACCGACUUCACCGAGCACGAGAUCACCGAGUGGUACAAGGGCUUCCUGCGGGACUGCCCCAGCGGCGCCCUGUCCAUGGAGGAGUUCAAGAAGAUCUACGCCAACUUCUUCCCGUACGGCGACGCCUCCAAGUUCGCUGAGCACGUAUUCCGCACGUUCGACGCCAACGGCGACGGCACCAUCGACUUCCGGGAGUUCAUCAUCGCGCUGAGCGUCACGUCCCGCGGUCGCCUGGACCAGAAACUCAAGUGGGCCUUCAGCAUGUACGACCUGGACGGGAACGGUUAUAUCAGCAAGGCCGAGAUGCUGGAAAUCGUCACGGCCAUUUACAAGAUGGUUUCCUCAGUGAUGAAGAUGCCAGAGGACGAGUCGACGCCCGAGAAGCGUACGGAUAAAAUCUUCAGGCAGAUGGAUACCAAUCGGGACGGUAAAUUGUCCCUGGAGGAGUUUGUAGAGGGCGCCAGGAACGACCCGUCCAUUGUGCGGCUGCUGCAGUGUGACCCCAGCAGUGCCGGCCAGUAAACGCAAGAUGGCUUCCUAUCUAUUCAUUUUUUUUUUCCUGUUAGUUCUUUAUUGAAAAAAAAAAAAAAAAACACCACCACUCUUUGAAGGACACCUGUGAAGGACUGUUUUGCUGUACGCACAGCAUUUGUUAAAAAAAAAAAAAAGCAACAACAAAGAACAAAAAAAAAAGUGAAUUUAGGAGGUACGGAACUGCACUGAAUCCAUGUUUGCUGCUGGGCUUUUUGAGGUGGCUAUAGAGACAGUGGACGACAAGUUGUGGAAGUGGAGUAUCUUUUUUUUAUCCAGUUUCACAAGGAUUUGAACGCGCAUUUUUGGGAGGAAAGUUACACAGUCAAGCCCCAAAUGAGUCGCACGUUGGCUGGACAUUUAUUGCAAAGACAAUUAUAUAUUAGCUGCCGUUGACAGCGAUAGACGUCCAAUCCAUCCUUCCGCUUCAAAUGGAUUUGACGUCUAUUAAAUGAUAAACUCAUUUCAAUUCAAUUUCAUUUGUUGUUAUUAUUAUUAAACAAUCUUCAAAUUCAUAUGAUCGAAUUAAAAAGUUGAAACGCAUCAAAAUAAAAAACUGAAAGGGUUCAACCGUUAAUUAAUUUAAUACGAAUUUAUUUUCACUCAGGAAAUAAAAAAAAAAAAAAAACUCAAAAUGUGGCCAGAAGAUGAAUCAUUUUGGGCUUAGCUGUUUAAAAACACAAACAAAAAAAACAAUAACCCCUUGAUGCCUGAAUUUAUGUUUGACAAAUUUACAUGAAGCAUUGGACAAAUGCAUAAGUACAUAAAAAUAGUAAUAAUUUAAAAAUUCUACAUAUAGAAAAUAAAAACAAAAAAUAAAGCUUAAAAAUGAAAAAAAAAAAAAAAAAAUCUCCCCAAAGUUAUAUAAAAAGAAAAAAAAACUGUUAUAUUAAUUAUCAAAAUUACUAUUUUUGUUAACAUAAUAAUCAAUUUAAAAAAUAAAAGUACACAUUUCCUCAUUUUUAUUUAUCUUAAUCAUUUUUAAAAAAGCAUUUUGAUUUCAUUUAAAUUUAUUAUUAUUUUUUUAAUUUUAUUUUUUAAAUUUAAAAUUUCAAUAAAAAAACUUAGAUUUUUAUUUUUUUUUUAAUUUAGGUUUUCCAAUUUUUAGAUGUAUUUUUCCAAAUUAAAUAGCAAUUUUAAAAAAUUACUGUAUAUACUUAUUAAUUCAUUGGCUAUCCUCAUUAAUGCCAGUGAAUGAGUUAAAUGUAAAUUCCGGCAUCAAGGGAUUAAAACCCAACACCUACAUACCCAAAACCAAAAUAGCUGUUUUAAACAACAUGUAUAGUAUUCCAUUCUUAUAUCCACAUUUGGAAAAAAAAAAGUGUAAAUUAUUGCAAUGUGAUGUUUUUCUUGUACUUGAACGGACGAAAAAAAAUGUAUUGUAUAUUUAUGCUAGACCAGGACCACACGCGCAUCAGUAUGAAGUCACACAACCAAAUGUGACGUUUUUCCCGCAACGAUUAUUUUUGUACGUCACGCUUUAAAGCUGCACCAAAUUUCAAUUUCCAUUGUCGUGUUGAAUUUAUUAAUUUGAAGUAUUUUUUUUUUUAAAUCCUUUCUGGUGUGAAGACAUGUUUUUUGUAUGUGUGUGUGGGAAGGAAACAAUCAUUUAGAAACAGAACAACUGUGACAAUGACGGUGGAAAAGGCCGUCAGGUACAUUUUGGGUCCCGCUUCCGAUAGCAUCUUGUGGUCAAAGUGCCAAAUAUAGAUGAUUCAUUCAAAUAAAUAUAUAUAUUUACGCAGUAUUGUAUCAUUUAUACUGUACAGUUGUUACCCGUUGAACAAACGAGGACAUUGCUAUCAUGUUUUUUUUGUAGAUUUUGUAUUGUUAACUUCUGUGUAGGAUGUCCGUUUUGUUAUUCAAAUAAAGACAAAAGGGCC